AAAAUUGAGCAGACGACAAGUGUAAUGAAAACGUGAAUUGUGAAUGUUUGAUUUUCUCAGUCCACAAAAUAUAAACUGCUAAUUUAUUUUUGCAAAAGACAUUUAUUGACUGUGAAAUGUCGACAGUAGGACUUCUUCGGACUCUCUUCAAUCCCAAAAUAUUACCAUCUAAUGUGACUCAGCUGCAGUCAUUGAACAGAAGUCCAUUCUUGCUUGGGUUUUUAUUUAACCAUGAACAAGUAAGAAAUAUGUCUAGAGUGAAACGAAGAAAUACACAUCCAGGAUACUGGCUUCCACUGAAGAAUGUUCAGAAAAAAGAUGACAAAAUUUCAGCUGACAAUCUACGUUUUGUGAGAGAAGUUAUUCAGGAUAAGUAUAAGAACAAAUCUCCCCUCAAAGGGUCAGAGCUUCAAAUAGAGAAAACAGAGUGGGAUCCUAAAACCAAAAGAAGUGGUGUGAUUGCAAGAAACAUUGGACGACAACAAAUGUGGGACAAGGCUGGAAAUAAAAUUGUCUGCACUGUUCUUCAUGUUUUGGACAAUCACGUCAUUCGUUACAUACCACCAGAAGAGUAUGUAAAAACUUCGAGGGGUGCCAUUCACUUCAAAAAUAAAACACCGUUAGGAUGUUUGGUAGUUGGAGCUGAAGCUACAAAUCCUGAAAAGUUCACCAGGCAAUACUGCAAUCUUUUUUCCGAAGUUGGUCUCUUGCCUAAAAAGACAUUGUCUCGUUUCAUCAUUACACCCAACGCAGCUCUGCCUCCAUGCACACCCAUCACCGCAGGACAUUUCCUCGUUGGGCAGGCAGUAGAUGUCUAUGGGAAAACAAUCGAUCACGGAUUUCAGGGUGUGGUAAAACGUUGGGGUUUCAAAGGUGGCCCAGCCUCUCACGGUGCCACCAAGUUUCAUAGAAGGGGAGGUACUAUCGGAACUGGUCGAGACAAGGCUCGUGUCUGGCCUGGAACAAAAAUGCCUGGACAUAUGGGGUCUGAGCGGCGAUAUAACAGAGGUCUCAUGAUCAUGCGAAUUAAUAUGAAGUACAACGUCAUUUACGUUAAAGGGACUGUGCCAGGUGCCACCAAUUCAAUCGUGCGGAUUUUCGACACUCUUUUACCCUUGAGAAAACUCAAAGAAGCUCCACCUCACCCAACAUAUUUCCCUCCAGAGGACGGAACACAAAAAGAAGAAGACAUUUGGGAUUCUAGCCUUCACGUAUAUGGUUCACCUUCCAUUUCUGUCUAGUUGACCGAUAUCGAUGCUUAGUCAAUAAAUUGUCUUGGAACCAUU
Messenger RNA from Daphnia pulex (common water flea), 1286 nucleotides. It is a transcript of the gene mRpL3, whose product is annotated as 39S ribosomal protein L3, mitochondrial-like. Gene Ontology annotation, cellular component: mitochondrial large ribosomal subunit; ribosome. Gene Ontology annotation, biological process: translation. Gene Ontology annotation, molecular function: structural constituent of ribosome. The transcript is spliced from 8 exons. The record is from RefSeq and is a predicted model, not a curated record. The coding region runs from base 117 to 1241 and encodes 374 amino acids. NCBI's taxonomy places the organism in Eukaryota, Metazoa, Arthropoda, Branchiopoda, Diplostraca, Daphniidae.